Funneliformis mosseae is the source of this 179-nucleotide messenger RNA. The record is from the annotation of a GenBank genome assembly. Lineage: Eukaryota; Fungi; Glomeromycota; Glomeromycetes; Glomerales; Glomeraceae.
UUCCAACAUCUAAUUCAAAUGUUUCAACAAAUGAUUCUUCUACAAAAACUCUACCAACUAAUUCUUCAAAGAAUCCGCCAAGUGUGAACAAUAAUGGUCGAGAAAUAAUUACUUAUGGUCAUGGGCAACAAAUCCCUGAUAGUUAUAAUUCAACAACCUAUAAUCAAAGAGCAUAUUGA